Messenger RNA from Gambusia affinis (western mosquitofish), 949 nucleotides. It is a transcript of the gene dgcr6, whose product is annotated as DiGeorge syndrome critical region gene 6. Lineage: Eukaryota; Metazoa; Chordata; Actinopteri; Cyprinodontiformes; Poeciliidae. Bases 303 to 878 code for a protein of 191 amino acids. The record is from RefSeq and is a predicted model, not a curated record. The transcript has 5 exons.
AAGAAGAAAAAUCUCAGUAAUUACAGACAGGCAGGUUUACGGGCUACAAUUUUGGGGUCUUCUUAGAUUAAACAUAAAUACAGUUAAAGCAACCAGUCUGUUUCGGUAUAUUAAAUAGAGUUGUAAAAUUAUUCGGGUUUUAGUAACUUAAAAACAAUAAUAGUUUAUAUUCAUGGUGUUGUAAAUUACUUGAGCGAUGUUCCUUCUUAACAUGAACAGUAAAAUGGGGUUAGCUGAACUUGGUAACGUUCAUUAUCUGUUUUGACCAACGUUUCAAGCAGUUGUAUUUAUAGUUUAAAAACAUGGAUGAGUUCCCCGGAGUCACCGACAGGGAUUCAACAAAACUACAGGAGAGACAUUACUACUUGCUAUCUGAACUGCAAACUUUAGUCAAAGACUUACCAAGCUCCUUCCAGCAGCGGCUGACCUACAACACGCUGAGCGACCUGGCUUUAGCCCUCAUUGAUGGCACAGUAUAUGAGAUUGUGCAGGGCCUUCUGGAUAUUCAGCAUCUGACAGAAAAGAAUCUGUACAACCAAAGGCAGAAGCUGCACUGUGAACAUCAAGGACUCAAACAAGAUCUGGUUCGAAAACACAAGGAUGCAUUACAGUCAUGCAAGCCGCACAACCUUUCACUUCUCAAGACAACCCAGCAAACUGAACUUGAGGCUUUGGAAGUUCGGGUUCGCGAGGAGCAAAAGAUGAUGGAUAAGAAGAUUGUUGUAGAAAUGGACCAAAAAGUGACUGACCAGCAGAACACCUUGGAGAAGGCAGGAGUCCCAGGGUUUUACAUCACCACUAAUCCUCUGGAGCUCACGAUGCAGAUGAACCUGCUUGAAUUGAUUCUCAAGCUUCAACAGAAGGAUUCGCAAGCCUGACUGCUAUGAGGAAGAUGUGCCAACAGAGACAAUAUUUUCUAUUCUUGUCAAAUACAGAAGAUCAAAAAAAG